Acaulospora morrowiae is the source of this 1217-nucleotide messenger RNA. The record is from the annotation of a GenBank genome assembly. NCBI's taxonomy places the organism in Eukaryota, Fungi, Glomeromycota, Glomeromycetes, Diversisporales, Acaulosporaceae.
UAAUGGCCUCUGAAGACACGAAAGACACUGUUACAGUUGGAGAAUAUUUAGAGAGACAAAAGAGUUUAGAGAGGGAAGCAGCUGAAGUUUUACCUUGGAACUUCGAUAGCUGUACAUAUAACAAGGGGUACUUGCGUCAGGCCGUGUAUGCCUGUAAAACCUGCAAGCCAAAGUCUGGUUUCGGACCGGGUGGUGUCUGCUACUCUUGCUCAAUCGCAUGUCACGCAGAUCAUGAACUUGUUGAGUUGUUUAACAAACGUAACUUUAAAUGUGAUUGCGGUACGACACGUCUUGGGGGAAAUACGUGUCAGUUAGAAUCUAAGUCAAAAGACGCGUUAAAUGAGUUAAAUUCGUACAAUCAUAAUUAUGAAGGGCGAUUUUGUUGGUGCAAAAUCGAUUACGACCCGGAAAAGGAAGAAGCAAAUAUGCAUCAAUGUGUUAUCUGUGAAGAUUGGUUUCAUGAAAAUUGCAUUAAUGGAGAAAGACAAGGAGAGAAAGUUUUUUCGGUGCCAGAACUAGAUACUUUCGAUGAAUACAUUUGUCGUGGAUGCACGAGCAACUAUGCCUUUCUCAAGUCGUAUAAAAGUUCUCACAUGUUUUUCUCCGGUCAAACCAAGAGGAUUGGUGAAAUGAAAUCAACAGACAAGGAACAUUCUGUGCACGAAGAAACAUCGUGCAAUUCUCCCAAUAGUUCCAUAAAUGGUCAAUUGUUACAAACUGAUAGUUUCAUUUCAACAAGUAAAAGAAAACUAGAGGAUGAUCAAGAGAUUGAGAGCGAGAAUAGCAUAUUAAAAAAAAAGAAAAGUGAAGCGCAAUGCAAGCUCGAUAUAUGGAAAAUAGAGGAUGACAAAUUUGAAGUUGACUUAUUUUGCAUUCAAGGUUGGCGUGAUGAACUCUGUCGUUGCGCUAAGUGUAUGGAUCUCUAUAAAAAGCACCAUAUAGAAUUCAUCUUACAAGAAGAAGAGACGUACGAGCCUCCACAAGAUGACGAAGCGCAAACGUCAUUGUUUGACAGUGGAAUGAAAUUAUUGACACAGAUGGAUAGGAUUACUGCAAUUGAAGGGGCAAUCGCAUACGCCAAAUUGAAAGAUGAAUUGGUUGAAUUUCUAAAACCUUUCGAAGAAUCAGGAAAAACGGUAACCGAGAAAGAUAUAAGAACAUUCUUUGAGUCCAAAAGGAAUGAGCGCAACAUUCCGGAUGCUGGAUCAUUCUUUUGA